CCGGACAGCUGAUCUUCCAACCAUCAGUAAUCACAGACUUGCGUCAAAAGCACAAAUCGAUCACAAUUACCAAAUUCAAAAUGUUCACCAAGCUGUUCAUCGUGGUCAGUGCUGUGGUCAUCGCCUGUGCCCAUGCCAAACCAUCCGGCCUGGUAGCCCCGGUUGCUUACUCGGCCCCGUUAGUGGCGGCUCCGGCGUUUGCCCCGGCCGUUGCCUACACCGCCGGAUAUGCCAACGUUGGAGAUUCGGCCGUCGUGAGUUCGUACAACUCCCAGGUCAUCAAUCCAGCAUUUGCCGCCUAUACGGCUCCGCUUGCUUAUGCAGCCGCUCCGUUAGCUUACACUGCUCCACUGGCGGGAAGAGUACUGCUGAUCAUCCUAGCGAUCGCUGUUACUGCCGCGGUUGCCGUACCUUACACCCGAUCUUUUCCGGUGGUUGGUGCUGUUGGUCCGUCUGUGUUUGCUGCUCGUAGUUUUCCCUAUUCGACCGUUGCUAGUCCUUACUCUAGCUACGCUUCUCCUGCCGCUGUCGGGGCGUACAGUAGCCCCUAUGCUUACUCCAUCAGAGCCCCAUUCACCUACACCAACUGGGGCGGUGUGUCUCCGUAUACUGUGUACUAGGAUCCA
Messenger RNA from Malaya genurostris, 626 nucleotides. Its product is annotated as cuticle protein 76-like. Lineage: Eukaryota; Metazoa; Arthropoda; Insecta; Diptera; Culicidae. The record is from RefSeq and is a predicted model, not a curated record. The transcript is spliced from 3 exons. The coding region runs from base 81 to 620 and encodes 179 amino acids.